AUGGACUCCUUGACGAGGCUAACGGCCGACAAGCCGGUGGUAAUAUUCGGCAAGUCCAAUUGCUGCAUAUCCCACACCAUUAAGACACUCAUAUGCAGCUUUGGAGCAAAUCCAACGGUUUACGAGCUUGACGAAAUGCCCAACGGGCAGCAGCUCGAGCUGGCAAUCUUGGCGUUUUCCGGUCAGCAGAAGAGCCUUCCGGCAGUGUUCGUCGGAAAAAAACUGGUCGGUGGAGCCGAUGAGGUCAUGAGCCUUCAUGUGAAAGGGGAGUUGGUCCCUUUGCUCAAGAAGGCUAAAGCUAUAUGGUUAUAG
Molecule: messenger RNA, 312 nt
Organism: Striga asiatica
Lineage: Eukaryota; Viridiplantae; Streptophyta; Magnoliopsida; Lamiales; Orobanchaceae
Source: the annotation of a GenBank genome assembly